AUGGUUGAAUCGCCUAAAACAGCUUUAGCAACUGAAGUUCGUUAUCCAUAUCAAGGUCUUCAUGAUACCAAUUUCAAUGCACAUGCAUGUAGCGAACGUUUUGCUCAACUCAAUGAUGAUUUACUCAUACGACUUGUAUCCAAAGGUCCUGUCGCUAUUGCUAUUAAUGCUGAUUUUAUGGGUGGAUAUGGAAGCGGGGUUUAUCGUGGUCCGUGUUCACCACAUGUCGAUCAUGCUGUUUUACUGACGGAUUGGGGUACAGAUGCACAGGUGUUCCGUUUUGAACGUUUCUGUUCNCAAAACUCUUCUCUCUUCAUUCAAAUUGAUCAAUGGGAAAAGAAUUCGAUCGAAAUUAUUCGACAAACAGCUCAACAAUGUCGACAAACAUUUCUCAAAGCAAAUGAAGGAUUUCUCGUCGAUAUUGAAAAGAAAUUCAAUAAACUGAUUGGAGAAAUCAAAGAGAUUCAAAAAGAAAAUGAAGUGAACGAAAUGAAUUUGAAAGAUCUGGAAGAAAAAUUAACAAAGAUCACCAAGGAAUUCAACGAUUCAUCAGAAAUCUUCAUCGAAGAAGAUUCACAAACAUUUAUCAAAAAAAUCUCAGUGAAAUCAACAAGAAAAUCAAAGUUGGAGAAAUGGAAACAAAAUGGACCGAUAAUCUGUGGAGGAAAUGGAAACGGGGAAGAAUUAAAUCAACUUUCAAAUCCUGAAGGAAUAUUUAUCGACAAACAUCAAAAUAUUUUCAUUGCGGAUGUGGGAAAUGAUCGAAUUGUUCGAUGGAAAAGAAACGAAAAUCAAGGAACAAUUGUGACUGGUGGAAAUGGAAAAGGAAACAGUUUGAAUCAAUUGAAUUAUCCAACGGAUGUGAUUGUUGAUGAACAAAAUAAUUCGAUCAUCAUUGCUGAUUAUGGAAAUCGAAGAGUAAUGCGAUGGUUUUUGAACACAAAUCAGUCGGAGGUUCUCAUUCAUAAUUUCGACUGUUCUCGGUUAACAAUGGAUAAAUUUGGAUUUGUUUAUGUUUCUGAUGGGGGGAAAGAUGAAGUGAGAAGAUGGAAAAUGGGAGAAAAGGGUGAAGGAACAUUAGUUGCUGGUGGAAAUGGAAGAGGAGAUCAACUCAAUCAGUUCAACUAUCCAACUUUUCUGUUUGUCGAUGACGAACAAUCUCUUUAUGUUUCAGAUUGGGAAAAUGAUCGUGUGAUGAAAUGGAGAAAAGAUGCGCAGGAAGGAAUUGUUGUUGCUGGUGGAAAUGGAAAAGGAAAGAAUCUGAAUCAACUGUAUGGUCCUCAAGGAAUCAUUGUUGAUCAAGAGGGUCGAAUUUAUGUUGCCGAUUGUGAGAAUCAUCGAAUAAUGCGAUGGAGUGAAGGAGAUGAAGAAGGUGAAAUAAUUAUUGGUGGAAAUGGAGAACGAGAUGAACCAAAUCAAUUGUCUUCUCCUCUCGGUUUAUCGUUUGAUGGUGAAGGAAAUCUUUAUGUUGUUGAUUGGGGAAAUCAUNAUAGAACAGGUAAAAUUGGAGUUUACAGGCGAUUGAUGAAUAAUAAACGAAUGUAA
Adineta ricciae is the source of this 1545-nucleotide messenger RNA. Lineage: Eukaryota; Metazoa; Rotifera; Eurotatoria; Adinetida; Adinetidae. The record is from the annotation of a GenBank genome assembly.